AUGUUCGGAAAUACUAACACUUCUGGAUCAUUUUGGAAUACUAAUAAUCAGCAAAAUACAAAUUUAUCCAACUCUUUUUCAUCGCUAACUAAUUCAGAACAAAAACCCAAUUAUUCCUUCGGAUCUUUUGGCUUGAACAACUCGAACGCCACUCAAAGUGCUAAUUUACAAAAUAAUAGUUUCAUGAAUUCUGGGUCAAACAGUUUAUUUGGGUCUAACCAGCCCUCUCUUUUUGGCCAGAGUACGACUAUGGGUGGUUCAACUUUGUUUGGAAACACCGGUCAAUCGAACUCCUUCUUUGGAAGUAACAUGAAUAAUACUACACAGCCCCUAGGCUCUUCUAAUUCUAGUGUUUUUGGAACCUCUUUAUUUGGGUCUGAUAAUAAACAAACUGGGAGUUUUUAUCAAAGCAAUACAGGACAAAACCAAGCCGGCUUUAACCAAAUUACUGGAAACGAAACCGCAGAUCCAAAAAAUUUCGACGGUUCCACCAUUGUAAAUGUAGCUUACGAAACAAAUAAUAGUCCUGACGAGUAUAGAUGGGAGUAUUAUAGGAAAAAUGACCCUUCUUUGGGUGGUUUAGGUUCUGGAUUUUCAAACACUACAGGAACUGGAUUGUUUGGUAGUAAUACUGGGCUAGGUUCUACAACUUCGACCGGCCUAUUCGGUAGUAAUACAGGUUUGGGUUCCACAACAGGAACUGGGCUUUUCGGUUCAACCAAUACGGGUUUGGGAUCAACAACUGGUACAGGAUUAUUUGGUAGUACCACUCAAACUAGUACUGGAACAGGUCUCUUUGGAUCAAACACUGGAUUAAAUACUAAUACCGGGACUGGUUUGUUUGGUUCUACAACUGGACUAGGAACUAAUACAGGACUAGGAUCAACAACUGGGACAGGUUUAUUCGGCAGUACCACUGGAACCACUGGAACUGGGACCGGGCUUUUUGGAUCUACAAACACAGGUUUAGGAUCAACAACGUCCACCGGACUAUUCGGUAGUACUACACAAACAGGUACUGGAACUGGACUUUUCGGUUCUACCAACACCGGUUUGGGAUCAACAACCGGCACUGGUCUAUUUGGUAGUACCACUACUGGAUUAGGAUCAACUACAGGAACCACUGGUACAGGUUUAUUUGGUAGUACUACUGGAACUGGCCUAGGUUCUACAACACAAACCGGAACUACAGGAACUGGUUUAUUCGGGUCUACUACAACUGGUACAACGGGUUCUGGACUAUUUGGUUCCACUAAUACUUUUGGCAGUACUACACAAGGGCUCGGCUCCACAACUGGUACCACGGGCACAGGCUUAUUUGGUAGUACCACAACUGGACUAGGCUCAACAACUGGGACUACCGGAACUGGAUUAUUUGGUAGUACCACUGGAACCACUGCGACAACUGGAACAGGAACUGGUCUAUUUGGUAGCUCAAACACGGGACUAAACACCAACACUGGUACAGGACUAUUUGGUAGUACUACAACUGGUCUGGGAUCAACUACUGGACUAAAUACCACCUCCAGUAAUACUGGAACUGGGCUUUUUGGAUCAACCAAUACAGGGUUAGGAACAACGUCUGGCACCGGAUUAUUCGGCACCACCACAACUGGAUUAGGCUCAACUACAGGAACCACUGGAACAGGAUUAUUCGGUAGUACUACUGGACUGGGCACCAACACUGGUACUACUGGUACUGGUUUAUUCGGGUCCACAACGGGAUUGGGUUCCACAAGUGCAGGACUUGGAUCAUUUGGAAACCAGUAUGGUGCUUCAAAUCUAUUCGGUGCCACUGGAACCGCAACUCAAUUUAACAAUCAAAUGCAACAGAAUAACCCUAAACUUGGGUGUCUGUACCUUUGGGACUUGAACUCACCCUCACCUGGUUUAUCAAGCUUUUGGUCAAACAACAUGAGUCUCCCACCAGAGGCUAUUGAGUACCUGAACAAGGUUAAUUCCGUUAACAAAGAACCCGCCCAAACACAAAAUAACAACGUUAUGAACAACUUUUAUUCUAAUGACGCCAAGGAUAGAUUUGGGCUGAGAAAAGUUCUCAGCGAUCUUGGAAUUUCAGUUCCCAGAUACUACAUGAAUACACUAAAUACACAUAUCACGACUAACACAGAUAGCACAGAUAAUAUAAAUGAUAAAAGAGUAAAUGAAGAUAAAAGACUUAACGGGGAUAAAGCUGUGGAUUCUGGCACAAAUUCGUUGCAUAAACACUUUGAAAAGAUUAGGUCACUUCAGGAAGAUAAAUGCACUGAAGCUGAUCUACUCAAAUUUUACACCAAAGGAGGAAAGCUCAAAAUACUCAAGGAUACUAAUCAAUUAAAACACAAUUUACAACCCAAUCAUACCACUACCAAUCAUACCAAUAGUGUAACUAACAACGUAACUAAUGACAUGAAAAAUGUAAAUAAUAUGGAUGGACUGGGAUUAGGGAUGUCAGGAGGAUAUUUGGGUACGAAUGGUAAAACGAGACUAGAUCAAAUAUAUUUAUCAAAGGUAGAUGAGAAGUUUGUUGACACUGAAAGUGAUGUAAAAUCUUCAGUGAGUGAAAAGGAGUCAGCGGGAUCGGAAAGUGUAGAGGAUGUAACACCAAGUUCUAGACCUCCGAAGUUAACAAAGGAUGGGUACAGCACGAGACCUACAAUGCAAAGUUUGCAAAAAAUGACCGACACUCAGUUGUCCUCGGUAAUGGACUUCCAGGUUAUCAAGGACGGUUACGGUGAUAUACUUUGGCCAGGAUAUACAGACUUGAGGGGACUUGACCUAGACAAGAUUGUCGACAUCGGAUAUCGCAAAGUGUCUGUGUAUGAGGAUUCUGAUGAGGUAUCACCGGUAGGCACAGGCUUAAACAAGACGGCGCUAAUAACUCUGUACAACUGCACACCCAAGGACUAUGACGAGAGGUCCAUUUCUAAGCAAAUAACUCAGAUUGAGAAGCUGAAGGAAUAUACCGAGUCAAACGGCUGUAAAUUUAUAUCUGCGAACUUCAAAAACGGUAUUUGGAUGUUCGAAACUCCCUAUUUUGUUAACACUUCAGGAAAUCUACCUGAGAAUCCAAAGUUCAUGUCAUUUGAUCAUGAUCGCAGCUAA
Molecule: messenger RNA, 3102 nt
Organism: Theileria annulata
Lineage: Eukaryota; Apicomplexa; Aconoidasida; Piroplasmida; Theileriidae
Product: nucleoporin, putative
Exons: 1
Coding region: 1-3102 (1033 amino acids)
Biological process (GO): RNA export from nucleus; protein import into nucleus; post-transcriptional tethering of RNA polymerase II gene DNA at nuclear periphery
Cellular component (GO): nuclear pore; nuclear pore cytoplasmic filaments
Molecular function (GO): structural constituent of nuclear pore
Source: RefSeq, a predicted model, not a curated record